Molecule: messenger RNA, 828 nt
Organism: Cheilinus undulatus (humphead wrasse)
Lineage: Eukaryota; Metazoa; Chordata; Actinopteri; Labriformes; Labridae
Product: serine-rich and transmembrane domain-containing protein 1
Exons: 2
Coding region: 105-449 (114 amino acids)
Cellular component (GO): intracellular membrane-bounded organelle
Source: RefSeq, a predicted model, not a curated record
CUCUGGGGCAACAGAUCUGGUUUGCUCAACUGAAAGACCAAACACAUCGGGGUGGAUUUCUGCACAAUGUAAACGCACACAAGGAGCUGCAUCGCACAAAAAGGAUGUCAGGGAUGGACGUCCCACUGGUCGACCAUAAUGAGACAGGAAUCCCUCCCAUAGACAAUGGCACCUUCCUCCGAUUCUCCCCGACCUCUUCCUCCACGUCUGCGGCCGCCUCCUCACCAGGAGGGCGUCAGGGCAAUGUGUAUGUCUAUGUGUGGCUCUUCCUCGGCCUGCUGGUCUUCCUGCUGACGCUGCUCAUCAUCUCCCUCCACAGGCUGAAAAAUAUCAUCUCCUCCUCCUCCUCUGUCCCUGAUUGCAGCAGUGAGGGAGGGAGCUCUUUCACAAACAUGGAAAUCUGCAGUAUCUCAUCUCAGAGGUCCACCAUCUCUUCAUUGUCCACCUGAGUGAAAUAGGAUGGUUGCACAGAGACACACAGACAUGUAUAUGGCCUGGUGUACUUUUAUAUGCAUGCAAACAUCAAGAAUGCACACUCAGAACUUCCUCACUGUGAGAAAUAAACAAAAAAAAACUCAGUCACAAAAAUGGUGUGACUUUACACAUGUUGCAUGUAUAUAAUCAUCCUUAUGGUGCAGCAGGCAUGAUGUGAUUGCAAAUGCUCAUGGGAAAUGUACAACAGCACACAAUGUGACAGACCAGUCUUAAGGGAUAAGGACUGAAAAGCCUUAAUUCAAAAAUGUAGACAAGAGAAACUGCUUUUCUUUUGCAGAAAAUAAUGAGGAACUACAUUUUUCCUUUGUUUUUGUAUUAAUUUCUUGUACUGUA